UCAAAAAAAGAUGAUAAAAAUAAUUUAAAUGAAUCAACAAAUAAUGAUAAUGUUGAUGAUGGAGAUGAAGAAGAUGAAAAUGAACGUCCAUUGAUGGUUGUAACCGAAAUGAAUAAUGAUGAUGAUGAUGAUGAACAACAAUGUAAAGAAAAUGAAAUGAUUAUUGUAAAAAAAUCUAAUCAUUCAUCGAUCAUUUUGAAAGAGGAAAAAGGAAUUAAAUUAAGUGAACCUGAACAAUGUGAAUUGGAUGUAAAAAAUCGAUCCGAUUCAUCAUUAUUGAAUGUAAAUAAAAAUGAUUUAUUUACUGUUGGUGAUAAUGUGAAAGAUGAACAAAUGAAAAUUAUACAAAUUACCAAUGAUUCGAUUGAAAUAUCAAAAGAAAUGUUAAAAGUAUAUCAUGAUAUUGGAUCCAAACGAAAUAAUAAUAAUGACAAUGAUGAUGAUGAUGAUGAUAACGGAAUUCAAAUUCAAAGAAUCAAUGAUCGAGUGAUACUUGACAAAAAAAAUGAUCAUUAUGAAACAACAUCAUCAAACAAAAGAAUUAAAUUGAACAACACUUCUAAUGAUAAUGGUGAGAAUGAUGAUGAUGAUAAAUGUAUAGCUACAAAAAUGAUAUCAUCAAUGAUUGAUGAUAAAAAUAAUGUUGAAAAUGUUAAUAAUAAUAAUAAUAAUUCUUUAAAUAAUAAUCGUUCAUUCACAUUGAAUACAACAACAUUACCUAUGAACAAAAAUAAUUCAUCAAAAGUUUUAUUAUCAUAUGUAAAUUCACAAGCAAAAAUGACUGCAUUAGUACAUCCAACACAACGUAAAUCAAACGAUAAUACUUCAGUUGUUGAUGUUGUUGUUGUUGGUGGUGGUGGUGAAGAAAAUAAUAAUAACCAUAAAAAUGAUAAUGAUAUUUAUGAUUUUAAAGAUUCUGUUGAAAAUGUUGUUGAUGAUGAUAAUAAUGUUAUUGCAUUUAAAUCUACGCUGAAAAAUAAUAUUGAUAAUUUGAAUGAAAAUGUUGAAAAAAUUAUGGAAAAAAAGACAACAACAACAACAACAAUUUCGAAUCGAAUUACAUCUUCGGUCGUAUCGGAUGACAAAAUUGAUAAAAAUGAAUUGAAUGUUUGUCCGAACAAAAAUGAUGAUGAUUUACCAUCGACAAAUAAUUUGAUAAAAAAUCUAUUUUGUCUACCGAAACCAAUUGAAAAUCCAAUGAUAUCAUUCAAACCGAAUGAGAAAAAUGGUUUAUUGUUGAAUAAUAAACCAUUGAUUGAACCAUUACCAGCACAUUGUAAUAAUAUUCCAAAUCCAGCCAAAUUGAUCACCAAAGCCACCAACACCAAUAAUAAUAUAGUGAUUGAUGAAAUAUUGGAUUUAUCAAUGAAAAAAUGUUGUCGGAAAAAUGAAAAGACUAAUCAAAUGGCCAGGAUAAAUGAAACAUUAAAAUCAAAUCGUUUAACUGAAUCAAAUGAUAUUUUAUUAGAUUUAAGAGCUAAAAAUAAAACAAAUAUUUUCAAUGAUCAUAAAUCAUCGAUUCACCUUAUACCAUCAUCGCCUUUACCACCAUCAUCAUCUUUACCGAAUCAUCAUAAUCAUUAUUCAUCAGAAUUUCAACAAAAUUCUCGAUUCCGUGAUCAACAAAAAAAUGAUAAACGAAUUUCGAAAAAAAAUUCUUCAAUCGAUUUACGACAAUCAUUUAUAAUCAAUAAUCAGCCAUCAAUUAAUAAUCAUCAUAAUCAGGAACAGCUAUUACAAAAUAAUACAAAACGUACUGUACAUAAUAAUAAUAAAUCAAAAAAGACAAAUCGACAACAACAACAACAACAAUCAAAAUUGAUAAACACUGUUCGUACAAAAAAUAAUAAUAAUAUUCCAUCUAUAUCGGAUUAUAAUCCUCAAUUACCAUCUUUCAUUGGAUCUCAUCAUCAUAGUCAUUAUUGGCCAGAUUGGACGACUGGAAAUAAUAUUCCAUUUGCAUUAAGAUCAAUGUUUCCAUUCUAUGCAAAUGGAAAUGUUUCAAUUCCUUCAUCAUCAUCAUCAUCAUCUACAGCAACUACGCUAAUACCUCAAGCUAUUAACAAUCACCAUCAUCAGAAUUUCUCAACGAUGAAUGUUUUACCUCAACAUAAUAAUUUUUCAACACAACCACCACCACCACCACCGAUGAUGAUAAAUCCAUCAACAUCUGUACUUGACAUUGGAUCAUCAUCAUCUAAUUCUUCAAUAACAACGGCAAAACUAUUGGAAGCUUAUACGAAUAAUACGAAUAAUAAUCCAUUUUUACAAUUUCUAAAUAAUGGUGGUAGUAAUACAUAUGCCAAUUUAGCAAAUAUGUUUGCUAAUUCUAGUAGUUCGUUAUCAAAAUGAUUUGUUUUAAAUUUUUUUUUUUUCGUUUUUGUAAAUAAUAUUAGACUUUAUUGUUUUUUCUUUCUUCUU
Dermatophagoides pteronyssinus (European house dust mite) is the source of this 2421-nucleotide messenger RNA. RefSeq lists its product as uncharacterized. Gene Ontology annotation, cellular component: nucleus. Gene Ontology annotation, molecular function: transcription cis-regulatory region binding. Lineage: Eukaryota; Metazoa; Arthropoda; Arachnida; Sarcoptiformes; Pyroglyphidae. Gene Ontology annotation, biological process: regulation of transcription by RNA polymerase II. The record is from RefSeq and is a predicted model, not a curated record.